UGUAAGAAUUUAAUUUAUUCGUGUAUCAAGUGUGAAGUCCACUUGUGGCAGUCCGGGAAAAUUAAUCCUCAACUCAACAUGUGCUCUUGACAUGAAUAAAAAAGUAAAAUAUUUAUUUUGUGAAAAUUUGUGGUUUAAAUGUAAACAAAUAAAAUUCCCUGCAUAAACAACAACAUUGAUCUUAUCUCGACGUGAAGGAAAUUUGUGUCACACUCCGUAUCGACAAUGGAAUUCCAACAGGAAGUACAAAAUUUGGAACAUGUCGCACUAAACAAUCCGCUCAUUUUAAUGGAAAUAUUCAAACAGGCCGCAAUCCCGUUGAAAACUUGUCGACUCGUUUGUCAAUUUUGGAAUGAAAUAGUCCUCUCCUUACCAAAUACGAGACUAGCGUUAGACCUAAGUUCCUACAACGCUCUGAGUAAAAUAACAUUUUGCGAAAUGUCUACCUCAUUGGACGCCCGAUUUGUUAAAAGGAUUAAAGAUAGUUACACCGGUUUCCCAUUGAACCUAACCCACGUUUGUGAUAAGUUUGGCAGCAACGUGCAAGUUUUGGAACUCGACAUCAAUGAAGAAGGUGCACCUUGGACGAAGCAUGUUUUGAAAAAUUCCUGUCCGAAUUUGACACAGUUGCGAAUAAAUUGCGGACCUUUGCUGAAUUGGGCUUCAACGGAUCCAAUUCCAGGAGAUAUUAUACCAGCAAAGCAAAAUUUGACAUCGUUCACGAUGAGUUCGAAACUGGCGACUCCGGAGCUUACCAACUUUAUUGAGAUGGUUAUCAAAGCCUCGCCAAAUUUGAAGGAGGUCACUCUUCCGUGGGGUUCCUGCCCAGAUUUGUCAAAUUCUAAGUGUCUCGACUCCUUAACCAUCGCGCUGGAUUACGUUGACCCACGUGACAUCGCCCAAGCGGAGGGCAAGCUUUCAGAUCAGUCCUGUAUCUUGAGUCAAGCUGAUGUGAUCCUACCCAUCGUUUACACCGUGGCUGGUGUUGUCGUGAUUUACCUCCUGCUGUCGUUCUGUCUUAAGUGGUCCGAACAGCGAAAUAAUCGGGAAGCAAAUGCACAAAGGUUCGCAGUGAAUGGAUUUAAUGCCCGAUUUAACGCGCUGCGAUAUGAAAAUCGAUUUCAAAAUUGGGGAGAUUCGACGUUCAGUAGCUCAAAGCAUCACUCGCGUCGACGUUACUUAAACUAAAAAUAUACAUACAUAUUUGUAAAUAUAUGUCGUACAACUAUGGUUGUCAAGUAAAUGAAUAAAUACUAAAUAAAUUUGCGUUUUGUCGCUUCUCUUAGCUCAAUCAA
This is a messenger RNA of Folsomia candida, 1295 nucleotides long. RefSeq lists its product as uncharacterized. The record is from RefSeq and is a predicted model, not a curated record. NCBI's taxonomy places the organism in Eukaryota, Metazoa, Arthropoda, Collembola, Entomobryomorpha, Isotomidae. The transcript is spliced from 5 exons. Bases 226 to 1188 code for a protein of 320 amino acids.